Molecule: messenger RNA, 2981 nt
Organism: Ectocarpus sp. CCAP 1310/34
Lineage: Eukaryota; Phaeophyceae; Ectocarpales; Ectocarpaceae
Source: the annotation of a GenBank genome assembly
GCACACACCCCCGGUUACCUACCUCCGCUUCGAGCACCUCCCCUGCCGCCCAAUGGUCGACCAGCAUCGCCGAUGUCGGGGGCUGUGUUUUAUCGCCGUGUACGGCUGGAUAGCGAGGGUGAAGCCUUCCGCAGCGCUACUGGUCACUUCAACAUCAACAUCGUCGAUGAUGAUGAUGUUGCCAUCGUCACCCAGAAUGACGAUGAUGGUGUCGGGCACCGGCAGUCGCCAAGCUCCCGCACAGCUCCCCUCGGGACGCUUCGCCGCGUGCUGGCCCGUGGGGCUGGGUCAGUACAACGGUGGGCCGGCGGUGUUCCUGGCGAACAAGCGCCGCAUCCUGGAUCCGCGCGAAGAGGUCCUGCCCAUCCCCAUCCCCGAAGAGGCUGCACCGUUGCUCAGCGAAGCCAUGCAACCGCGAGACGUGAGCGUCGCGGUCCUCCUCCAGACAUGCAGACCGCUGUUCGGCCGAAACGGCGGCAUGUACGACAAUAUACCCUGGGAAUGGAGUGGUGAUGAGAUGGCCAAGAGAGAGGCGUUCCAGAGAUCACAGGGCAAAGGCAUGAUGGACAUCGCGGCGGGUGUUGGCGGUGGAGGCGGCGGCGGUGGAGACCCCGGGACCCAGCAGCAGACGCGGGCCUUCGGCUCGGCGUACGGGCUGCUCGCCGACGUGGCCACCACCCUGUGCCCCGCCGACAUCCUUAGCCUGUUUGUGGAAGAGGAGGAGAGCGGAGCCGGGGGUAUGACGCUAGGAGCGUCGGCAUACCUUCGCCGAUGGCAAGACGCGGAGGGAAGGGGGGGACAGAGGAGCAUAAUCGAGGUCACGACCGACGAAGCCGUAGGAGUUGCUCUUGCUCUCGGACGUCAGGUGUACGUGGACGAGGACAUCUGGGAGGGAGGUCGCGUGCGGGUAAAGUUUGUCAUGAACGGGAACAAGAUGCGGUUGGAUCUCGACAACAUGGAGGGGAGAGACGUGUCGUCGACCUCCGACAAGGUGGCCCCGCCGGUGCAGCCCCCCGCAUGGACGAUAAAGUCGAGAGGGGCCCUGUCCCGCAUGUCGGUGGAGGAGAAGCGGGAGUGCCUCAGGGCUACCGGCGUGCGGCCGCCCCGAAAACGCGCCCUGUCUGAAUCAGAGGACCCUGACAAAGACCUCGAGAACCUCAUGCUGCCACUAAUGGACGAAGCGGUCCGUCGGGACGUGCUGAUGGCGAGGGCGUGGCGGGAGGGGGACUUCGCUACGGCCGGCGAGCUGUGCGCGGGGAAGAGCGAGAGGCACAUCGUUGCGGAGCAGCUGCAAGCCGCGUUGAAAGACAACGACCAAGACUUGGCGAGCAUCCUCAUGCAGAGGCUCGAGAUCUUGGAGAGCUGCCGGAUGGACCCCACCCAGGACGAGGGUUCCUACCAGAGGGACCUCGACGUCGACGAGUGGUACGAGGCAGACCGCCGGAGGGCCAGACAAGGGUGAAUGAAGUGAAAACUCGAGACUCACAUCGCAAAGCAGCACACAAGUGAUCCUGAUUGUUUGUCGUGCAUUCUGCGACCACUCCAGACGCGGGUUAGUUCAGCAUGGCGUCGUGAUGGAGAUGUGUGAUGUUGGGGUUCUACGUUCUACCACAUGGCCCAGGAUCUCUAGACUAAACCUGAAGUAGGACCAUCCCCACACCAAGACUGACGCCCAGAGGCCAGGUUGUGGGUGGAUCGUGCGGCACCAGCUGCAAGCGCUGGGAUCCGGAGGUUUGCACCCCGAAGCGAGCAAAUAAUCCCGCGUACACUUCGAAGAAUGUGGCGUUAUUCCCAGUGUCUGGCACCGUCAAGGUUGUUGAAAGUCGAGCCUGGCUUCCCAACCUCCCCAUACAACCCUUUGCACGUUGUGAUUCUGUGCCCCCAACUUUCCACCUCUGGCCACACCAGUGAAUCUUUCCUUACUUGCCCACACCCGCCCCUUCUCGACGCCGCGCUUGAGGCCUGUUUCUGGUUUUGGAUGAAAGCUUGGCGUGGUGAAAAGAGGGUCGUCGUCGCUCCGGCGUGUGGUGGCUUGUGGUAGAGGGGGUCACUGCAGUAGAAACAAAGCUGUUCACCAGAGAGACGCCGGCCCAGCGCGGGUAACAUGGUUGAGUGAGAUCCCUGGCGGAAAAGCACAUGAUACCUCUUUUGAGCCAUCUUGGGGUACUGGGCUACGUUUGCUUUGUCGUUGCAGGUCCCAGGUCGUGUCUGGGUGUCAUGUUUGUAAAUUCAGUCCAGUUGUUGGCAUCGCUUCCGGGUCAUUUUGACGGAAGCGGUGCACGACAGCUGUAUGUAGAGCAACAGCCGCUGCUUGCUGGUGCCAUCUCUUUGAUCUUGGUUUGUGGAACGUUUGUGUCGAGGGACGUCAUUGACGCGAGCCAUCAAACCAUGUCGUAGGGAUUUUGUUUGGGUGUCGAAAAUAAAAUACGAGUGACAAAGAGUUAAUUGUUUUUGUCCAGUUACCAACCGCUCUCUCCGUCGAGUGCGAGCUGGACGCGAGAGGCGAGAUGCGCACCGUAUCGAAUGAUGCUGCCGGGACAGUGCUGCCGCAGUUGUCGCCCUCCGCUUUCACGUGUUUGAUUCGUGCAAGAUUACGUGAGGCCGCAUGAGGCGUGCUGCGGACCCCUGUUAAACGCAGGGAGUUGAGUUCGGGGUCAUUCGAAGCUGAAUUGAAGCUCACCACUCCCUGUUCUGCUUCAAGAUUCACAAGUUUUCGUUCCUCUGUUGCACUUUCGGAUCAAGCUGACCUUACGUGCUGGGGUUUCGAUCAUGUUUGCAGUGAAGACAGCGCACAUGAGGUUCCCCAGACGAUGAUUCGGAUCUGGUUUUUCAGCAACACGUGGCGAUGGCGACAUUCUUCUGUUCUUUCGAACGGGGAUUCAUUCGUUGGCAGUACGAAUUCGAAGUCCCGCAAUGGCGUCGCGGGAUUGUGUACCGUGGAUAGAUGGUUGUGAAUCUCGAUGGAGUGAACAUAUCCAGGA